AUGAAUGCACAAGUAGCCGAUGAACAUGUAUUUGUUGACUCAACGGUGGUUAAGAAAGCAGCACCUACGAACAAAGAUCCAAACGAUAUCAAGAUGAAGUUUCCACCUUCUAUUGAAGCUAAAGACUUGAUCUUGAAACCAAUUGAUGAUGAACAAGAAUCUCAUAACGAUACAGAUUCUUCUACGUCAAAUCAAUCACCAUUAUUUUCGUCACCGAUGUUACCAGAGAAGGAUGUAUUCAAUCCGACAGAUGAUAAUCAUAUUGAUAAUAAUGAUCGUUUUAAUGAUCAUAUCAUCUUUAAUAAUCUAACUCAAGAUAACGAAAUAAAUCCUUUUCCGUUUAAUAUUCCAUUAAACGCGUUAAACGCACUCGAACUUUAUGCUGCAGCAAGCGCUAUCGAUUUACAACAGACUUGGGCUAGUGAAGAUCUAAUAAAUCCGCAAACUUGGUCUAGUCCGGAGUUAUCGACGAGUAAUAGUUUCUCUCCAGAAAUUAAUGAAUUUAACGAUUUUAAUGAGAUUGGAGAAAUUAACGAAUCUUAUCCACCGCAUAUAAUACAUAACGAUUUUUUUAAUUAUGACGAAACAAUUAAUCAAAAUAUUUUUGAGAUAGACACAAAUACAUGUAUCAAUUAUAAUAAUGAGAUUAAUUCGAAUAAUCCAUUAUGGUUUCAACCUGGAAAUUUACCGCUAGGUUUAACCGAAGAAUCCAAUAAUAAUUCGUCGUUUUACCUUUAA
Dentiscutata heterogama is the source of this 738-nucleotide messenger RNA. The record is from the annotation of a GenBank genome assembly. Lineage: Eukaryota; Fungi; Glomeromycota; Glomeromycetes; Diversisporales; Gigasporaceae.